AGUCCAGCUGCCCGCUAUGCGCUCUUCAAGGUGUCCCCCUGUGGUGCGCUCUACAGAGUAGAAACUCUUCAAACACAUCAAGUCGGCCAACGAUGGAGGGCACAAACAACACGACAGCCUGGCCUCAGUUUGAUAACUCUUCAAACAAACCCCCAAAACCCGAAGACGAGGAGGUAAAGCUCAGUUAUCAAGUGGUUACAUCCUUCCUGCUUGGCGCGCUCAUCCUGUGCGCAAUAUUUGGGAACGCGUGCGUGGUUGCAGCCAUCGCGCUGGAGCGCUCUCUCCAGAACGUCGCCAACUAUCUGAUCGGCUCUCUAGCUGUCACGGACCUGAUGGUGUCGGUGCUGGUGCUGCCCAUGGCGGCGCUUUACCAGGUCUUAAACCGGUGGACUCUCGGGCAGGUUCCGUGCGACAUCUUUAUCUCGCUGGAUGUGCUAUGUUGCACGUCGUCCAUCCUGCACCUGUGCGCCAUCGCUCUGGACAGAUACUGGGCGAUAACCGAGCCCAUAGACUACAUGAAGAAGAGGACGCCGAGGAGAGCCGCGGUCCUCAUCAGUGUCACUUGGCUGGUGGGGUUUUCCAUCUCUGUGCCGCCGAUGCUGAUCAUGCGCUCCCAACCCAGCAGCCUGGCAGAGGACAGGGCGAACCCCAAGCAGUGUAAGAUAAGGCAAGACCCCUGGUACACAAUAUACUCCACAUUCGGGGCUUUUUACAUCCCGCUGACACUAAUGCUGGUUUUAUACGGGCGGAUAUUCAAAGCGGCACGGUUUCGCAUCAGGAGGACGGUGCGUAAAACUGAGAAGAAGAAAGUGUCCGACUCCUGCUUGGCGCUUUCUCCUGCCCUGUUCCAUAAAAAGAUUCAAGGGGAAGGGCAGGGGAAGAGCUGGAAAAGGAGCGUAGAGCCCCGACCGCUGCCGAGCGUCAACGGCGCAGUGAAGCACGCGGAGGAUGGCGAGUCUCUGGAGAUUAUCGAAGUUCACAGCAACUCCAAAGGCAACCUGCCGCUGCCCAACACCCCGAGCUCCGUACCGCUGUUCGAGAGCAGGCACGAGAAGGCGACGGAGGCGAAGAGGAAGAUCGCGCUGGCGCGGGAGCGCAAAACGGUGAAGACUCUCGGCAUCAUCAUGGGCACCUUCAUCCUCUGCUGGCUGCCCUUCUUCAUCGUCGCCCUUGUCAUGCCUUUUUGCCAGGAGUCGUGCUACAUGCCCCGCUGGCUGGAGGAUGUCAUUAACUGGCUGGGCUACUCCAACUCCUUACUCAAUCCCAUCAUUUACGCGUACUUUAACAAAGACUUUCAGAGCGCUUUCAAAAAAAUAAUCAAGUGUCACUUUUGCCGACCGUGA
Molecule: messenger RNA, 1343 nt
Organism: Archocentrus centrarchus (flier cichlid)
Lineage: Eukaryota; Metazoa; Chordata; Actinopteri; Cichliformes; Cichlidae
Product: 5-hydroxytryptamine receptor 1A-beta
Exons: 1
Coding region: 93-1343 (416 amino acids)
Biological process (GO): positive regulation of MAPK cascade; regulation of hormone secretion; regulation of behavior
Cellular component (GO): plasma membrane
Molecular function (GO): G protein-coupled serotonin receptor activity
Source: RefSeq, a predicted model, not a curated record